AUGUCAGAUCCUGCCAGUUACACAGUGGGCUGGAUUUGCGCGUUACCGGUAGAAUAUCUUGCCGCGCAGGAGUUUCUCGAUGAAGAGCACGCAAAGCCGAGCUUUGUCUCGCCAAAUUAUACCAAUGACUAUGCGCUGGGUAGAAUAGGCGAUCAUAAUGUCGUUAUUGCAGUCUUGCCAAAUGGUGAAUACGGAACAGCCUCUGCGGCUAAUGUGGCGACGAACAUGUUGAAUAGUUUCCAUAACAUCAGGAUUGGACUUAUGGUCGGCAUUGGUGGAGGCGUGCCAAGCAAGAGCCAUGAUAUUCGAUGGGGCGAUAUUGUCGUUAGUGCGCCUAGUGGAGAUAAAAGUGGUGUUUUUCAAUAUGAUUUUGGAAAGUCCAUUCAAGACAUGAGUUUUCAGCAUACGAGAUUGUUCUUUGCUAACAUUACUCGUGGCUCCACUAGCUGUGAUAUAUGUGCGGAUAGUCCAUCUAAGUUAGUACUGCGAAGCGAGCGUACCGACGAGGAUGAUAAUCCUGCCAUUCACUAUGCCUGGUUGCUUCUGAAUAAAGAUUGGCAGGGCUAUGCAGCAAUGGUAGCAGCUGCAUAUGCAAAGGAUCUACUUCAUCAGAUCGCUCCCAACAGGAUUGAAGCCGAAGAGAGGAUUGGCGCUGUUGUCUUUGGUUAG
Messenger RNA from Penicillium malachiteum, 669 nucleotides. RefSeq lists its product as uncharacterized. The record is from RefSeq and is a predicted model, not a curated record. The transcript has 3 exons. Gene Ontology annotation, molecular function: catalytic activity. The coding region runs from base 1 to 669 and encodes 222 amino acids. Lineage: Eukaryota; Fungi; Ascomycota; Eurotiomycetes; Eurotiales; Aspergillaceae. Gene Ontology annotation, biological process: nucleoside metabolic process.